GGACAAUUGUAUAUAUAACAAACAAUCGAAGAGGCGUUCUAAUUAGGGUUGUGUGUGAAUCCGAAGCCGAAGCCUAAGCCUAAGCGCGAGAAGGGUUCCUUUAAUCAAAUCAAAUCAAUGAAAGGGAGAGGAAGGUUUGGGAUUCUUCGGGGAUGUAGUGGGAAGAAGAAUGAGAGGUGUGGGUUAUUGUCGCUGCCAGAUGAUGUGUUUGUGGACAUCCUGGCUAAGUUGCCGAGAUUGGACCUCGUCGCCUUAGCUAUGGUCUCUAGGAGACAUCGGUACGUCGCACGGUCCCAUAAACUCUGGUUGAUGAGGUAUGGAAAGGAUAGCGUCUCCUCAUAUAUGUACGUAUAUAUGCACAUGUAUCCAGAUCCAAGCCCACGGUGGUUCGUCUUCCACCCCGUGCAACGUCGCCUGAAACGGGUGGCCCAUCAGAGCUUGUGUCCUCCUGCUCCACUAGAAGGAUCCUGUUUCGUGACUAUGGAUUCGGGAAUCUAUACCAUCGGCGGACUCAUGGACGGCAAACCCACAUCGCAAGUCACGUUUUUCGAUUGUAUCAAUCACAAAGUGCACUGCGUUGCGCCCAUGAAGAUGGCUCGAAGCGGAGCAUCGGCUUGUGUGGUAAAGGACGGGAAGAAGAGGAAGAUAUAUGUGUUUGGAGGGUGCUGGGAUGAUGUCGCUGCUGAUUCCUCAAACUGGGUGGAGGUAUAUGAUAUUGAAACCAGAACUUGGGAGUUGUUGUCUGUGUCUACCCCCAAGAUGCCCCUCAAAAUCAAAGAAAGUAUGGCGCUGGACGAGAAGCAUGUCUACGCGGUGGAUGAGGAUGGUGUAAUCUUUUUUUUCUCGACUAGUAAAUGUAAGUUCUGGACAUGCGGAGUUAAAGAGUUUAACCCAGUAAACAAAAAAGAUUGGCGUUUGAUUGAUCGCACGUUAUACUGCCGUGGUAUCCGAGGGAGAAUACUGUGGCGUUCUCCAUCUGACUUGGAUUGGAAGGUAGUCAAGGGUUUGGAAGAGCUGCAGCACCAACACAUCAUCAAAUUCUGCCCCUUCAAUGUUGACAGGAUGGCCAUCCUCUGGUCCCAAGGUUUGGAGCUUUGGUUUGCUGAGGUUUCCCUCGAGAGACGCUGGGAAGACGAGGAAUUGGAGGUUUGGGGGAACAUUGAAUGGUCCGGUGCUGUUUUCUCAGACUCAUCAUUUACUGCCUUUAACUUGUUAUAUGCUGAUUCUAUCUAUGUCUGAUGAUUAUUUAUUCCCUGUACAGUACUUUGUUUUUCAAAACUUUUUUUAUCUUCUGUUUGUUUGUGUGAUUUAUAUAUAACAUUUAGACUCCACUAUCUCUUGAGCGAG
Messenger RNA from Eruca vesicaria subsp. sativa (arugula), 1347 nucleotides. The record is from the annotation of a GenBank genome assembly. NCBI's taxonomy places the organism in Eukaryota, Viridiplantae, Streptophyta, Magnoliopsida, Brassicales, Brassicaceae.